Microdochium trichocladiopsis is the source of this 561-nucleotide messenger RNA. RefSeq lists its product as uncharacterized. Lineage: Eukaryota; Fungi; Ascomycota; Sordariomycetes; Xylariales; Microdochiaceae. The transcript has a single exon. The record is from RefSeq and is a predicted model, not a curated record. The coding region runs from base 209 to 493 and encodes 94 amino acids.
CAGCCUGCCACGCUCGUUGCACCAGGUGAUCGUCGUUCCGUUCGGAUAGAAAAAGGCACACUCGAAUUCGCCGACAUUGCUGCAAGGCUGGUUCGUCUCCCCACGCUGGUGCAAAGAGUAGUGCGGUGAUAGAGCCGUCGCACCGGCACCGAAGAAAACGGCCACUGACAAGAAGGUGUGUAGAAGCAUAAUUCUAGUGCCGCUCAGGAUGCUCGAAUUCGCCAGUGUGUUUUUGAAUGGUACUAGUCCGGAUGUGAGGUGGACGAGCAAUAUUGAGGCGAGUAGUUGUCAGUCUUAUUCUUCUUUGGAGGAAUAUGGAAGAAAAUGCUCAGGAACGACUAUGCGUGAAAAUUCAGAUGCCCGGACUUGCUGGAACCCCCAGACUGGCCAGCAGGAAUAUGGUCACAUUUAUGCCAAAAGCCUCUCCGAGCUGAAUAUAAAACCAACAAUAAUCUGGGGUUCUGAUCAGCAUGGGCUAUAUUGGCUGACGUAGGAGAACAUGUCCUUGCCAAUCGUAUCAUCGUCGUGGUAGCAGAUAAGAUUGCGAUUUGCGUGAGGCGG